AUGAUUUAUGUAUAGCAGUUAUCCCAAUGAAAAAAUAGCGUUUCAAAUCCUAAAAAGAAUUUGCCCAAAUAAGCUUCAUGCAAAUUUUCUCAUCUUUUCCCCGCCAAUUAAAUUUCUGGCUGCCAUCGCGCAGCCGGUUCCAUGAUACAAACAACAUUAUUUAGCGUGGGUGAUACCGGCCAUUGUUGCUCCAGAAGCGUCCACUGACACAGUAGUCAUUUUGUUUGGUUUUUAUAAUUUUGAAUAAAAGAAAGAUUAUUUUUUCUAAUCGCUCUAUUCUUGGUUUUACUUUGGCUACAUUUAUCAUGCCUCCACCAGCUGAAAAAUUACAGCAACUGGAACAGUUGGAAAAAGAAUUGGCUAAUGCUUUGCAGGCUGCAAGUCAGACUGUUUUGGAGUUAAGCAAAGAAAAACCAAGUCUAAAGCAAGCAGAAACUUUUACUUCUACUUUUCUGAAAUCUCUGGAAACUGUUGAAACUGGAUUAUCACAAAACAUCACUUAUCUGACUCAAGUGUCAACUGGGCAAGCUCAUGAAGGUUCCAGUUAUGCUAGCCAGAAGAUGAUGCAAAUGGCCUGGCAUCGACUCAAGCACUCCCAGUCUAGGCUGAAUGACCUUGAGAGGCUUAAGAAUAAGCAAAUCCAGGAAAACAAUGCCCUUCUUGGACAGACAGAGAUCAAGCCUGAACCACCCCAGGAGCCCUAAAAUGUGUGGAUAAUCACAAAGCUUUGCUGUUUUUGACCUUUUUACAUUCAUCUUUGAAAAUAGAAUAAGAGACAAAAUUUCCAUUCUCAGUUGCUUUUAAUGAUUUGCUUUUGUGGAACUGAAUUCUACACUUGAUUUAUAUUUGCAUCUGAUAUAUUGGGAAGUCAAAUAACAAAAUACUGAUGGUAUUGAAUAAUUAAUUACUCUUUUGAAAUAGGAGAUAAAUUUUGAAAUGCAUUUUAUUAGAUUUUAUGAUAUCUAUUUGCAUGCUAUUAUGAUGUUAAGUAAGAAGAAUAAGUUACAUAAGUGUGAUCUAAAAUAUGACUGAUUACUUUUCUAGAACAAGGAUAAGUUUGCAUAUUCCUUAUGAAGAUUAACAUGCAUAAAACUUGGGUAUUAAUUGAAUUUGAAGGAAAAUAUUUAUGUAUGGUAUAAAUUUUCUUGAAUAAAAAUGAGAGAAAAAAAAAGUGAAUUGAGUUUUAAUAUAAUUUUUAGCAAAGUGAGAUAUAGCCUUUUCUAAUGCUUUUUGAAAACAAACUAUGCUCUCUGUUCACUGGAUAUCCUUCAUGACAAAGCUUUGCUUUGAUAAUCUGAAGAAUUCUUGUUAAUUGCAUCUAUCUGUUAUUUUUUUCUUUGCAUUGCUUUAAUCAAAAUCGCCUGUUUUGUAAACAUUACAGGUUUUAUUUUAGGUAAAUUGAAAUGUUUUAUUUAAAAUUUUUGACUAUACUUAUUCAAAUGUUUUUCCUUCCUAUAUUAAAUUAACAGUUUCGGCUCAAUUCUAACAAAGAUAUUUGAUUACUGAAACAUUUUUUGUAUGCAUUUUAAAAAUGUAAAACAUUUUCAAACUGAGUGUGUAUUAUUUAUUCAUAAAUCAAGUCAAGAUAUUAUAAAUAUACAAUGCUGAUUAUUUGUGUAGUUUUAGCCCUCUCAGUUUUUUGAAGUUAGGGGCAUAACAUUUUGACAAAUCUGUGAAGUUCAGUAAUUUCUCUGAUCUCAUGAAUUUUCUAUGUCUCAUAUUUAUUAAUAGAUGUUAGUAUAAAAAUUUUAAUUGUUUUUUCUGUCGUCUGUAGAAAAGUACUCUAACAGUUUAUAUUCAACAUUCCUUUUUAUAUAUUUUUUAAAAAUGUAAACAUUGUAAUCUUGUUAUAAAAUGUAAUAAUUGCCAAUAAUUUGUUCUCUUAUUUAUGUUUUUGAAAAUUUUAUAAAAAAGUUUUUGCACUGUCAUAAUAUUUAAAAAAAAAAUUAUUUAUUUAAUGAUAUACAUAGUUAGUACGUAUGCAAAUAUUUCCUUCAUUUUGAGGAUUUUUUAAAAAUAUAUUUAUGCGUCAUUUAUUAACAAUAGUUUUUAUUUUUGUGAUUCUUUCAAAUUGGAAACAUUUUCACUGUUUCUACAAAUAUUUUUUUUCAAUUAUUGAAAGCUAACAAUGAAUGAUUGUUUUUAUUAUUUUUAUAUUCUUUGACAAUGCUGUAGUAAAUUUUGUUUCAUCCAUUUUUUUUGUGAAAUCUGCUAACUUAGUCAUUUCAAACAUUAAUGACAUUAAAAAAUUUAUCCAGUGUAUUCAAAGAUUAUUUCUGUUGGGUUCUGAUUCUUUUUAUCAGCAUACUAAUAUGCUGGGGCAUUUUAUUGUUGGAAUGUAUCUUGCGUUUUCCAUGUGGAAUCGGAAAUUGAAGUUACGAGUUAUUUAUAAAAUAAUGCAUAGUUAGAUAUUGCAUGACAGACUAUUGCGUUAUGCAUGCAAGUCUGCGAUUCCAUUAGGGAAGUUCAUAUAUACAAUAAACAAGACAGUUGUAAGGCUAUUUAAAUAACAUGUCCCCAAUAUCUGUCAUCAUGAGUUCAGGCUUAAAAACUAGUUUUUUGAUGAAUAUUGUGAAUAUCAAAUUAUGCAUAAAGGAUUCUGAAUUUGUUUUCUUUUAAUUCCAUAUAAUUUCUUUCAAUUCUGAAAAAAAAAAAUUAUUCUAAUGAAAUUUGUUUUGAACAUCUAAUGCCAUUUACUGAAUACAAGACAUUUUUAAAAUUUCUAAUAUAUGUUGUGAACCAAUAGACAUGAUAAUGUUGUUGCCCAACAGAUUUGAUCAGCUAAUUUAUACAACUCUUGAUAAAAGGUGUUCAUUUUUUUUUUUAUGCAUUAUAUUGCAAAAUAUAUUUAAAAUGUCUUGUUCCAUUUUAUGUUCUGUGCUCGUAUUUGUCAAAUAAAAUGUCAUUAUGUGUAA
Messenger RNA from Argiope bruennichi, 2915 nucleotides. Its product is annotated as mediator of RNA polymerase II transcription subunit 11-like. The record is from RefSeq and is a predicted model, not a curated record. NCBI's taxonomy places the organism in Eukaryota, Metazoa, Arthropoda, Arachnida, Araneae, Araneidae. The transcript is spliced from 4 exons. Gene Ontology annotation, molecular function: transcription coregulator activity. Gene Ontology annotation, biological process: regulation of transcription by RNA polymerase II. Gene Ontology annotation, cellular component: mediator complex. The coding region runs from base 306 to 704 and encodes 132 amino acids.